ACAUCCUCGGGGAUCGAGGUGGAGGCGUCCGACCUGAGCCUGAGCCUGACGGGCGACGACGCCGGGGCCGCGCGGGGCCGGGCCAGCGACAGCGACAGCUCGGGCGACAAGGACAGCGACAGCAUGGACGACACCGGCCACUACUCCAUCCCGGAGGAGCCGCGCCCCGACGAGGAUGACGACGACGACGACGACGACGAGGAGCCGCGGGCCCGGCGCCGGGGGCCCCGCAAGCGGCCGCCGCACGAGCGCGACUCGUCGGACGAGGAGCAGGCGCUGGAGGACUGGGUGGCCUCGGAGACGUGGGCGCUGCCUCGGCCGCGCUGGAGGGCGAUCCCGGCGCUGCGGCAGCGCCAGCUGGGCGGCUGCUCGCGUUUCGUGGCUCAGGCGUGCGGAGCCCGGCUGUUUGUGCAGAAAUUCCGGCUGCAGCACGGGCUGGAGGGUCACACGGGCUGCGUYAACACGCUGCAUUUCAACCAGCGCGGCACGCGGCUGGCCAGCGGCAGCGACGACCUCAAGGUGCUGGUGUGGGACUGGCUGAGGCGCCGGCCCGUGCUGCAGUUCGACAGCGGCCACAAGAGCAACGUCUUCCAGGUGCGUUUGGGAGGGGUCUGGGGGA
Malurus melanocephalus (red-backed fairy wren) is the source of this 619-nucleotide messenger RNA. Its product is annotated as DDB1- and CUL4-associated factor 8-like. Gene Ontology annotation, cellular component: cytoplasm; Cul4-RING E3 ubiquitin ligase complex. The record is from RefSeq and is a predicted model, not a curated record. Lineage: Eukaryota; Metazoa; Chordata; Aves; Passeriformes; Maluridae. The annotation marks the transcript as partial. Gene Ontology annotation, molecular function: protein binding. The transcript has a single exon.